This is a messenger RNA of Lindgomyces ingoldianus, 804 nucleotides long. RefSeq lists its product as uncharacterized. Gene Ontology annotation, cellular component: cytoplasm. The annotation marks the transcript as partial. The transcript has a single exon. The record is from RefSeq and is a predicted model, not a curated record. NCBI's taxonomy places the organism in Eukaryota, Fungi, Ascomycota, Dothideomycetes, Pleosporales, Lindgomycetaceae.
UUUGAGCAUCCUGAUCAUGUAAUCCCAUCCAUUAGAUACGACGGGGUGCAGAAUUUAGUUAUUGUUUGCUGCCAUUCCAUUUUCCAUCCCGAUGCUUCCUCUUCCAGCUUUCCUUUGUAUAGCCCGUAUGAUGAGCGCAAUUGGCAUCUUGCUCCUUUCCAGGAAUCGAAUCCUAACACAGCCAAGCCUGGAGAGCAUGAAACAUUUCUCGCCCAUCUCACCGCCGGUCUGGACGCGCUGACUGUUGGUUCGUGGGCCGGCAACACUCUUCUCAUCCUCAGCGGCGGUGUCACAAAGCGCCCCCUCACGCCUCUCAGUGAAGCUCGUUCUUACUACAAUGCUGCCCUCGUCCAGGCGAUGUUGCACGGCCAUCGACACGGUGGUCGUGCUCGGAAGCUGUUCGACCAAGGCCGUCUACUACUAGAGGAAUACGCCACCGACUCUUACCAGAAUCUGCUCUUCAGUAUCGUGCUUUUCCGGCAGACAACGGGAGUCUACCCAAAAAACAUCCGUAUCAUCACCCAUGCUUUCAAAGCUAAAAGGUUUCUCGAAUUGCAUGCGCGAGCUAUUGGGUGGGAACCCGAUCGAAUAAGAGUGCAGGGUAUUGACCCCGUCAUGUCCGGCGCCGAGUAUGAGGACACUGUCAGAGGCGAAGAACGCUUCGGCUACGCACCUUGGUUAGAGGACUCUCACGCAACUGGAGAUCUCUUAAGCCGCAAGAGGAAGCAGCGUGGAUGGGUGGAAGAAACAUCGCAAGAGCUUGGAGAGGGCCUGGAAUGGAGCGUCAGAUGUUUACUCAGUGGC